AUGGCUUCGUCUGGCGUCGUGGUAAUUUUGCUAACUACCGCGAAACUGGCACAAAGGAAGGGGGAACCGCAAAUUGCUCUGCGUUUCCCCAAGAGCCUCCUCUCGAAAUGUGGAGGAGAGCUGCAGCUGCUCUUGGCUCUUCCCAUCCCGCCUGUUCGUUGUGAAGGUAGUCAGGACCCAUACGUGUGCCCAGGGACUACCAAACCUUUGCGUGAAGUCGUUUGCCUAGGAUGCGUGGGGUUGUUUGGAGAGUGGAGGAGCCUCCUGGGGCUGAAACCGCUGAGCAGCGUGCCGCAGGGUGGUCGCCACUGCUCUGCUGCAGGGGCUGGAGCAGAGCGUAACCAUUUUGUGCCCAGUGUUGUGCCCGGGACCUUGUGCCUCUGCCUUGCCUCCUCCUCGGAGCCAGCUGCCGAUGGCCUCACGUCAACAUCUCUGCUGGAGUUUGCCAUGAUGUCCCACCUGGAGGCCAUGAAUUCCCACGAGCAAACCAGCCCGGAGGCUGCGGAGCCUGAUCUUGCCCCUGGCUCUCUGCACGCUGCCCCAGGGUCGGGCUUUGCCAGCGAGGAGAAUGAGGAGUCCAAGAUCCUACAGCCCCCGCAGUACUUCUGGGAAGAUGGGGGAGAGCUCAACGACUCCAGCCUGGACUUGGGACCGGCAACAGAUUACAGCUUUCCUGCUGCGUCUCAGAAGGCCCUGCUGAAAGGGAAUGGGACACAGGUGAAAGACAACUGGGAAACAGCCACUCUCCAGCCGCCAGCAGAAUUUGUUGAGCCUGACUUGCACACGCCUUUCUCCAGCACGCUGGAGGAAGAGGAGGGGCUGCUCCCGAUAGACCACUCCAGAGGAGGAGUGGAGAGCCUCCAGACCUCCGAGCCAGAGGUUACCUCUUCUGAACCAGAGGGCCAAGAGGACUCCACUCUUCUGUUUUCCACAGCCUCCGCCAGGCCAGGUAUUGUGACCGAGGCAGCCAUAGGAGGGCAAGAAGAGGACUCUGCUCCUCCAGGCUUAGACCUUGGGAGCAGCAUGGGACCAGGUCUUCUGCCUGUGUCCUCUGUUUUUUCUACUACUGUUGCUGCAAGGUCUCCCAGUGUUUCAGAAGAGCCCUUUGAGGUGACAGCUGGGGACACGUGGGCUGUUGGGGGAGCGGAUUUGGAGCUGACUGUGACUACCACGAGAGCAGAGCUUGCAGAGACCACAGUGGAGGCUGGUGGGGAAGAGCAUUCGGCCAGAGAGGAGGUCUCGGAGACCACAGUAGGGUGGGAGAUGCUGGAGCCCACGGUGCUAACCGAAAUGGAGCAGACAGUGGGAACGCCCGUGGGGACACCCUCUCCUGGAGGCGGCUCCCCAGGCACCCAGACUCUUCCUGGGAGUGAGCAGCACCCCGCUGCUUCUGCGUCUCCGUGGGACAGGGCUAAUGAGCCUGCGCUGGAUCCCGUUUGGAAUGACACCGAGUCAGCCACUGAGACCGUGGCAGCAGAGAGGAGCUUGUCACCACAGGCUGGGGAUGCCCGCGUGGCUGUGCUGCCAACGGAGCUGCCCUGGGACUCAGCACAGGUGAUCUGCAAAGAUUGGAGCAACCUUGCGGGGAAGAACUACAUCAUCCUGAAUAUGUCGGAUAACAUCGACUGUGAGGAGUUUCGGCUGGAGAGGGGUCCCCAGCUGUUGGCACUGGUGGAGGAUGCCUUCUCCAGGCAGGCAGAUGGGCUGCAGGACCGCUGGCUGAUCUCUCUGAGCAAACCCAACGAGAACGACAAGCACUUGCUCAUGACACUGGCGGGGGAACAGGGCAUCAUCCCUACAAAAGAUGUUCUCAUGGCACUGGGGGAUGUUAAGAGGAGCUUAGCGGAGAUUGGCAUCCAGAAUUACUCAACCACAACAAGCUGCCAGUCACACCCCAACCAGACACGCAGCGAUUAUGGGAAACUCUUUGUGGUACUGGUGAUCAUUGGCUCCAUCUGCGCCAUCAUCAUUGUACUGGGGCUCAUAUACAACUGCUGGCAGAGACGCCUGCCCAAGAUGAAGAACAUGUCGCACGGCGAGGAGCUGCGCUUCGUUGAGAACGGCUGCCAUGACAACCCCACCUUGGAUGUGGCCAGUGACAGCCAGUCAGAGAUGCAGGAGAAGAAGCCAAGCGUGAACGGUGGAAACACCAUCAACGGCCCCGACAGCUGGGAUGUCCUGAUCAAUAAGCAGGCGAGCGAGGAUGUGGAUGUGUUUGAGGAAGACACACAUCUUUAGGAAAAAGAAGGGAGGGAACCACCCCCUUAAAUACAUUUGUCUCUCUCCUAUCUUGACUGAUGGACCAUGGGAUCAGGUGGCUUCUCAGGAACUUCUUAAAGGCUUGGGAUGGCUCAAGUCUUUGGGCAAGUUUUUCCAAUAGAAGUCCUGAGCCCUCACUGGGGCUUGGAGCCGGGAGGAUCACUGAACAGAGGGAAACGGGAGGGGUGGGUUUGUAGGUCUCUGUGUGUGUGUUCCUGUCAGUAGCACCAAUGCUUUUAUCACCUUUAAAUGCACUUACUGUAGCUCUCUGGUAGUGGCUGGGAGUGGCUGGGCUUGAGAAACAAGGCAGUGGGGCUAAGUCUGCCACCAAGAGUCCAGCUCGGGGAAGGAAAUCCACUUUGGGAGUCCAGCUGGAGCUAGGGCAGCCACAUCCUGACCUUGAGAUCCCAUUCAGUCCCUGCAGGUGCAUUCUGGAUGGAGGGGAGCCAAGACUCAGUCGAUAUCCUGGGCAGAGUUUGCAUUCCACAUGUGAAAAGAGGUUUUCUAGUGCUCUAGCAUUCAGCUGCUAAUUAGAUGGGCUGAUGUUUACAUUCGGGGAAAAAAAAAAAUCCCACUGUCAUCUCAUUUCCCCCCUUGAACCACAAACAGCCCCACUCCCUUUUUCAGCUCCGCAGCUCCAAGCUGAGUUUGCAAAGUUUGAGCACUUUUGCUUGGCUGACUGCAGAGAAUUCGGUGCCAUUGGUGCAGCAUCUUAGCUGAAAAUUUGCUUUAGGUUGGAGAGUUGCUCAAAAAAGGACAUUGACAUGCCUCUUUCACACAACAGCCUGUGAAAUCAGCAGCAAAGUAUCCCUUGUCUAAGUAUCAGGUUUAGACUGGCAGGCCUCCUCCACUCCUGUUCUUUUUUUUCCAGGAUAGUUUGGUUUCAGUUGGUCUUCCUGAGGUAAAGACUAUGUGAGACUUUUUAUACAGGGAGAAAAGUAAAAAAAUUGGAAACAGAUCAUUUUCUGGUCCUUUUGUUUCCUUUUCAGCAUCCUGCCCUGAGGGGGGGAAAUGUUUAAUGUCCCACAGGUGUAAAUUGGGGCAACAUCUUUAAAAUCACUGCAUUUAAGCAAGUGUAAAAGCCAGUUCAGAUGAGAUGAGAAUCAGAUCUAAGAGCUCCCCGAUGAACGUUUCUCAGGCAUGCCUCAGGCAACUUUGAGGCUCCAGCUCCCUGAAGAUGUGUGAUAAAAGGCACGUGAAUAUGCAUAAUUGUUCUCUGAGCCCUGCCUAAGCUGAGACUCAGAACUACUGUCAAGCCUGAAAUCCCAGAACAUUUGUUUCCUCUGUCGUCAAGGGACUGAGGGACUCGCUUCUGUCAGAGGCAGCAGCAUUCCUCUCUUAGGGCGAUCUGCAUCCUUGCUUACUGCGAGAUGCGGCUUCGCGUUUGGUCUUUACGGGAACCUUUGUACAGAAAGACCCCAGAUAUGCAGCCUGAUGCCAAGCCUGUAAAUCUACCCCUGUAUGUACAGAUAUUUUAGCAUGUUCAUCCCUGCUGUGAGUGCCUAAGCCAAGGUACGAGUCUGUUGUUUCAUUUUGCAUAGCGCUUUGCAUACAAACUGAAUCACAGAUCAUCUCGAGGUAGGACCACGUGGAGAUCCGUCCGUUAGGUGUUCAAGGAAGGCGACAGCCUUUGGUUUCCUAUCCAGAUUCCCAUUUUCAGUGUUUUUUAUGCUGCCUCCAUACCUUUCCCUGUGUUUUGUAGGAGGUGGAGGUGAUCAGCUCCUUUCCUAUCUCGUCGGUAGGGUUGCAGAGAUGCUCGGAGGAGUUCCCUCUCCUGCCCCAGCAGUUGCUAACGGGGGACAGUCCCUGACCGCCCCUUGCUGAGUUUGAUGGGUCUGUGCAGUCAGACUGCACAAGUUCAGUGGCUGUGUUGAUGGCACUUUGGAGCUCACAGGAUUAAAUGCAAGUUGUUGUUAUGAUAUGGUGAGUAAAUUAAAGCAUGGAGUUAAAAUUUAAGUUUGUAUAGCACUUAGCAUAACAGGGCCUGGCAUGGCCACGGCCUUUAGGCAGUUUCACCGUAUAAAUGUUCCUAUAAUCCUCAUUAAAUAUGUUUUUAAUGCCCAGUGGCUAUUAAAAAGAUAAUGGCACCGAUCAGAUGUGAAUCAGUUCACCCACAAAACACUUCCUUGAUGCACAUCGUUGCUAGGAGCUGCUUUGCUGCCCUGUUUUCUCUCCCCUUUACUAAUUCAGAGAAACAACGAGGAGCUGGUAAAGCAAUGCUUCUGGCUGGGCUCAGCACCUCCUCAUUUGGUGUGAAGUCUUCAGACCUCAAAGAAGCCAAGGGGACUGUGCGGGCUUAUUAAAAGUUAAGCAAGUUCUCCUGAUUUUCUCUUCUGGCUUCUUACGGUUUGAAGGUUUUCCGGAGGCUGUAGAGCUCUCUUCUGCAUCUGGAGAGUGUGUGAGGGUGGCUGUCACGAGGCUGAGAACAAUCUGCUGUCUCUGACAGGGUGCACCUGGCUGUAUGAUCUCAGUUUAGCUCCAGAAAUCUACUGGUUAAUAGCAUUCCACUUUAGUCUGGUGAUACUUUUUAUACCUUUACCGUUUGUUUUUCCUCUGUAUCAUGUUUUUUGCACUAGGCUGAUCUUGUUAAGUCGAUUGCACUGUUGUCCCUCUCCCCUCAGCCUUGCAGAGACGGGCCAUCUCCGGGGACCUGCGGGCUGGGGAGCACUGUAGAGAGGCUGUUGGUAGCCCACUUACUCUGUUGUUCAGUGCUUGGGUUUCCAGCUCUACACAGGGAGGAUUUAGAGGAAGAGAAACUUUGUCUUAGCGUUUGUAACAGGAAGCUUUUCUAUCACCUUAAUGUAGUUGAACUUCUUUUUAACAAAAACUGUCAAAGCUGGACUUCUCAGAGCGGUGUGCCAGGCAGCAGAGCAGCUGCAGGAGACAAAGCGAUUGAUUCCUGGAAUCCUGUUUUCCACCUACUCGGACUUCACUGUCGUCCCAUCUGCCAAACGUUUGAUCGCGCUGACACCUGGUGGCUGCUGGGAGUUGGAGACAAAAAAUAAUUGGAAAAAGGUACUUUUCCCCCUUCUUAUCUCCACGUAUUUGUUUCCUGUGACUUGCCUAGGACAGUCACUCGUCUUAUCGGCGAGGGGCUGCUGGACUUGCCUGUGAGCAGAGGGGCUCUCACCAAGCAUGUCAGGGAUGGUUUGUGUGAGGACAUCCCUGUCUGCAAAGCAGCGAGAUGGGACGUUCCCCACAGUCACCGGUCUAGAGUUCCAUCAGCCUCAGCUUCAUCUCCCUGCUUUCUCCUCCACUCGCCCCGUCUCAUCCUGGGGAGUACAGGCAGAAAACGGAGGCUCUGGCUUGAAAUUGAGGUGGCUCUUCCGAGAGAGCAUCAGGGGCUGGUGUGAGGAGCUCUGUGCCCCCGGCAACACUGGUGAUGGCCAAGAUCAGUGUGGCUCUCCAUCUCCGUGGGACGGUGGCCAGAUCUGGGAUGGCCAAGCUGCAGAUUCCUCCCAGAUGCCUAGAACAGGGUCUGUGAUGCGCAGUCCAACAUGUGCGAGGGCUCUGCACCCUGCAGACACCUGGUGGCAUGGAGGGUGUAAAGAAACAACGCGAAGUGACCUGGUAACCGUGGAGUAUGUAAUGCAGGUUGAGAAUACAGUUCCAGAUGCCACCUUAAGGAUCCCUCCGGCCGAAGGAUGCAGCAUGAAAGGAGGUAUAUUUAUCCUAUGGAUUGCUGCAGAAUGACCUUAGAGCAUCGCAGCAGGAUCCCACGGCAGCCCUUGCCCUCAGCACCUCGUCUGUUCCUGUCCACUUUCGCAGCCACGCAGGAGCCACCUCUCCUUCACAGAGGGUUUGGAGCAGCUCGAACAGUCAGAGGCAACCACCACCUUCAUCUGUGCUGGCUCCCGAGAGCCUCGUGGGCUCGUCUCGGCUGACAGGCAGGCUCCCAGCCCUUCUCAACGCCCUUGUUCCUGCUGGACCUAAACUGCCUGCAAGCCCUGGCCCCUGCUUGGGAUUGCUGCUGGAGAACACUUAGAAACACUCGCGUCUGGCCCUGGAAGCGUCAGGGUUGUGGUUUUUGUUUUCUUUGCAAUAAAACGCACCUCCUGGGUGUCUGAACACUGA
This is a messenger RNA of Athene cunicularia (burrowing owl), 6333 nucleotides long. It is a transcript of the gene PODXL2, whose product is annotated as podocalyxin like 2. Lineage: Eukaryota; Metazoa; Chordata; Aves; Strigiformes; Strigidae. The transcript has 9 exons. The coding region runs from base 1 to 2238 and encodes 745 amino acids. The record is from RefSeq and is a predicted model, not a curated record.